AAUUGCAAUUUAUGUCUACGUUACCUAAUUUUGCAACGUUAAUAAGUGGACGUUUUAAUUAGUGGCGCCCUCAUUCUAAAUGAUUCUGUUACGUGGAUGGUCUAAUUUAAUUACAAAGAAUGUAACUCGUCUCCCUUAGUUCAUUUUUCAGUAUGCACUGCUAAAAUUAAGUGCGAAAAAUGUCGUCCACAAGUAAAAAGUCAAAUCCCGACGAGAUUAUAUGGGAGGUUGGCGACGACAGCAAAAGUUGGUGGCAAAAGAGAAGCGGAUUGGAAAGAAAGUUGAUUAUUUCGUUUGGAGUUACGGUCGUAGUGUUUAUAGGAAUAUUUAUUUUUAUGGGUUUAAGAUCUUCAGAAGUGCAAGAGAAAGUGGAAUGCAGCACGAAUGAGUGUUUAACUUCCGCUUCGCAAAUCGUAAAUUUGAUAGACACUAAUGUAGAAUACUGCGAUGAUUUCUAUCAUUUCGCGUGCGGUAAAAGUUUAAAGGAAACUAUCGCAGAGGAUAUAGACGAAGAGAUUUUGCAAAUGCUUCGAGAGCCGAUAUCAAGCGGAGACCACUUCAUGGUAAAAAGUCAGAAGGCGCUUUUUCAGGGGUGUAUGAGUCUGGAUGAAUUGGAGGAAGAAUCCUUGCCAGUUAUACAAAAUUUGAUCAGAGAGCUGAACGAAUGGCCAGUGGUUGUUGGGCAUAGGUGGCGUGAUAAGCAAUUCGACUGGGCAGACAUGGUGGUCAAGUUACGAAAAAAAGGAUACGAUCAUGACAUGCUCCUAAAUGUUAGGCUAGCUACGAAAGAUGGCAAAGUUAUUCCAGUGGUAACUGCCCCUGUGGUUAUCACGCCAGAACGUGAAUACACUCAGCUAUACAUUAAAUACAUGACCGACAUUGCCCAACUGUUCGGAGCUGAGCCAAAUCGUACCGCUAUGGAAAUGGAGAAGGUAUUCGACUUCAUGGAAAAAUUGCGCGAAAUAGGAGAAAAAUUUUUGACGUUUGAUAAUGAUACUCGAGUUAGUAUAGCCGAUUUCCAAGAGGAAUACGACGAUAUCGACUGGUACAAAUUCAUCUAUAAUAUGGUUACUCCGCAUAAACUAAGCGCAAAGGACCUCGCCAGUUUUCCCAACCCUGAGUUUAUGGACGCUUUUAGUUUGCUUAUGACGAAAACACCCCAAAGAAUCCAAGCCACUUAUAUCAUUUGGACGGUUCUUGAGGAACUAAUACCGUUUUUACCUAAAGCUUAUCGAGAUAUACAAGAUAAUUAUCUGUGCGCGUCAGGAAAUGCGUUCGCGGGAAUUGAACGGUCAGAAACCUGUCGGGAAAUAGUCAACGGCAUAUUUGUACCAACACCAACAGAUAUCCUCUACAUGCGAAAUCAUUUGUCAGAAUCGAAAAGAGAAAAAAUCGCCGAUCUCUUCGAAAAUGUCAAAUCUCACACCAUAUCAUUUUUUGAAAAAACGCAAUGGCUAGACGAAUCCGAUGUAGAUCACGUGAUCAGUGCGUUUAAUGACACCACGGCAAUCAUUGGACUAGACGGGGACUAUUUGGAAGACUCCAUUUUUGAAAAGCACACUAUCAGCCUGACUAAACGUGGGUACGGAGGCAGCUUUCUCAAUAUGUAUCUUAAUCAAAAAAAGAAAGCAUUCGAAGUGAUAGUACGGGCAGAAGAUAAAGGCGAAGUUCUUCUACUGGACCAAAUGGUCACAUUCACAUCUCCAUUUAUGCACUCCAAGACGAAUAAGAUAGUUUUACCAAUCGGGAUGCUAUCGAGAACGUUUUACGACGUUGAAGGCCCAGCGUAUUUGACAUAUGGAGCGUUAGGUAAAGCAAUAGCAUACGAACUUGUUCAAAAUCUGAUCUUCGAAGAUCGAGAGUUUGAAUGGUCAAACUCGUCUGUGACACGGUACGUGGAGAAGAUAAAAUGUAUGUUAAAGGAUUCCAUGGGAGACAAAAAAGAUAACGAUACGAUGGAAUUUACGGAAGAUGGGGCGUUCGCCAACUUCCUCGGAAUCAAAAUCGCCUACGAUGCGUAUCAAGGAUGGAUCACAGAAAAUGGAGAAGAGGACACACCUGUAGUGCUCGACUAUUCCGCAAAUCAGUUGUUUUGGAUCGCUGCCUUGGUUGACGAGUGUUAUGACAAGAAGGGACUUCCAUACGUGCAUUUUCAAAAGUUUUAUGAACGAAAUACUCCGAUGAUCUACAAUACAGACUUUAUAAAUGAUUUUGAGUGUUCUCCAGAAUCAAAAAUGUACCCAAGUGAUUUAUGUGACAUUUGUAUCACCGCAAACGCCACCAACACUUUUAAAUACACAUUGCGUGUAUUCUUCGAACAAGUUAUGGACCAAAAGAAAUCGAUUUUCGCGAAAGAACCGUGGUGGAAACGUAGAUCGAAGUUAGAAAAAAAGUUGGUGCUCUCUCUUCUUGGAAUAGUGAUUGCGUUUAUAAUAUUCAUAGCGCUUGUGUGUGUUAAAUAUGUGAUUCCAGAACGACCAUGCCAUAGCUCCCAUUGCUUACUGGCGGCUUCGCAAGUAAUAGGUUCUAUAGACACAUCCGUCGAUCCGUGCGAUGAUUUCUUUACGUUCGCAUGUGGGAAAUUUAUCGAGCAAAUUCAUGGCGAUAUUGAGGCGACGUCCAUCAAGGCCUUGGAGGAAAAGGUCGCACGACAAGUUGCCGAGCUGAUUAAAGAGCCAAUUAAAGAGGACGAUCAUCCGUUUGUGAAAAUUCAAAAACAGCUCUUUCAAAAUUGCAUGAACGAGACGGAAGAGGAACAAGAGAACGCGCUGAAUAUUUUUAACGAAACUAUUCGCGAGUUACAGGGGUGGCCUGUUGUUGAAGGAUUCGAAUGGGACGAACAGCUCUUUGAUUGGAAACGCGCCAUUUAUCAAUUGAGGCGUAAAGGGUUACCUUAUGCCAUUUUCUUUGAUGUUCAAGUCAUGCCGUGCCUUGUGAAUAAGACCCGUAACGCCGUUUAUUUAAGCGAACCGUUUGUUAUAAGGGUUGAAGAGGAACAUAAGGAAUCUUAUAAGAGAUACAUGGUCGAAGCCGCCGUUGCCAUGGGGGCUGAGGAAAAAUUGGCAAUAGUAGAAUUGGAGAAGGUUUUCGAUUUAAUCGAUAGAGUACAUAAAAUUGUGAAGGAGAACGAUAGACCCAAUAAUUAUACUAUGGCUGACGUAAAACGUGAGUUAUUGAAGGAACGGUACACAAUUGAAGAAUACCAAAAGAGACACGAAGCACUCGACUGGUUAUCGUUUAUCAAUGGCAUCUUAAAACCUGCCGGAAAACUCACCAAAAGUGAUUAUGUUUAUUUUCCCACAGAAAAGUUUGUGGAAUCUCUCCUUUCACUUUUGGAUAAAACUCCUCGAAGAAUCCAAGCUAACUACAUAAUGUGGAACGUUUUGGACAGUACCAUUACUUACUUAAACAAAAAGCUACAACAGAUCGAGAAUAACUACCUCUGCGUGGCAGAUAGGUCGCUACAAUCGAACGAUAGGUACAAAUUUUGCAAAAGAGUUAUUAAUCGAACUUUCCGUCCUUCACCGGUAUAUAUAAAUUACGCAAGAAAAUACUUGCCCGUAGAAAAAAGGAACAAAGUUAAAGAGAUGCUGACGAAUAUUAAAGGUGAGUUUACGGAACUACUAAAGCAAUCUUCCUGGCUUGACACCGAAAGCAAGGAGAAAGCUUUGGAAAAAGCGCAAUCAAUGACCGGGGUUAUCGGCACCCCGGGUGACUACUUUAACGACGAUAUUUACGAUACUUUUAAAAUGGAGCCAAAGUUUGCAGAAGAUGUCACCGAAAGUAAUUUUUUCGAAAUAAUGCUGCAGAAUGCGAGACACCAGGUUGAUUUGUCGUUCGCUCGCAUUCACAAACCGAACGAUGACGCCUAUAAUGACAUAGUAUAUCACAGAGCGGUUGCUACAGUUAAUGCAAUGUACUCGCCUAGUGACAAUGCCAUGGUUCUUCCGGUGGCAAUACUCCAAGGUAUCUUUUAUGACCAGGACAGACCGCAAUACCUUAACUACGGUGCACUCGGUUCUAUAAUCGGGCACGAAAUUACCCAUGGCUUUUGUAAAGACGCGAGCACGUUCGACAAGGAUGGAAAUGAAGUGGAAAGCGUUUGGUCAAACGCCACGGCCGAGGCAUUUGAAAGACAAAUUCAGUGCAUCAUUCAGGACGCCGAAGAUUUCGACGUCGAAGAUACGGAGGCGACGAUUAAUGGAACACUAACCCUGGAGGAAAAUAUCGCAGACUACACCGGCGUCAAGGUCGCGUAUGCGGCGUACAAGAAUUGGGUACGUGUCCACGGCGAAGAGCCCCAACUGACCGGAGUUGGUUACACGCCGUACCAGCUGUUUUGGGUAUCGUCAAUCUCGCACGAGUGUUACCAGCUGAGUGGAAAAUCGCUCGAGCAGAGUCUGAAACGAGAUUCGCACGCCUUAAAUGUGUAUCGAGCUACCGCGCCCAUACGUAAUAGUGCCGAGUUUGCCAAGGAUUUCAACUGUCCGUUGAAUUCAAAAAUGAAUCCACCCGAUAAAUGUCAGAUCUUUUAGAAAAUAAAUUCGAUCCUUCUUCGCCUCUACCUCAUAACAAAAAAUCAUCAUUUAGCUCUCAUUACCAUCCAGUAAAAUAGUGCCAUGAUGCUACUGCACCCAGUUUACCGCGAUUCUCUUCAUAGUCGUAGCAAGAACCAUUAAACAAAAUAGUCAAUAUAGCGUUUUGGAUGUUAUGACAAAUCAGAGUACUGUUUAAAUCAAAUUUCUGUAAUCAUGUUUGCUGGUUUCUUAACGGUGAUUCCCAAUAAAAGAGCCUUUAUACUU
This is a messenger RNA of Photinus pyralis (common eastern firefly), 4802 nucleotides long. RefSeq names its product neprilysin-2-like. Gene Ontology annotation, molecular function: metalloendopeptidase activity. Gene Ontology annotation, biological process: protein processing. Bases 180 to 4535 code for a protein of 1451 amino acids. The record is from RefSeq and is a predicted model, not a curated record. The transcript is spliced from 17 exons. Gene Ontology annotation, cellular component: plasma membrane. NCBI's taxonomy places the organism in Eukaryota, Metazoa, Arthropoda, Insecta, Coleoptera, Lampyridae.